AUCGCGUAUUUACAAACUCAAAAUUUCUUCAUUUAAAUUUAUUCUUGACCACGCCCCUUUAUCUGUAGUCAACAACUAGGAAUGAUAAAACACCUCUUCGUAAUCUCACAGGCGACAUGUUGAUUUUUUAUGUAGGUUCUGUGAAGCCGAUACGGAUCGCUGUCAUCGCUACAAAAAUGUCUUUGUAGUUAUCAGGGUGUAGGUCAUUUAAUUGUAGACUAAUAACAAAAUCGUGCUAUUUUUUGCAUGUUAUAAACGUUACAAAGAUAAAGAAGAGGAUUAGAUCCACCCGAAAUAGGGGUAGCUAUGCAAUUGGUGUCAGUUCCGUGGAGAUAAUAAGAGUGUGGUGAUGAUGUGGGCUCAGUGAUUGAAUACAGCGGCACCACGGCUUCCUCUGUGGCGGGUGGCGCGAGGGGAGCAGAGUCUCCCUCGCAGGCCAACCAAGACACGGUGGAUAACGCCACUCCCACCUGUUGGUGGGCUGCCUGGUCUGCAAUGGGGUGCUUCGGGUCGCCGGGCGCCAAGAGUGGCGAGGACGAUGCCAAGUCACAGAAGCGGCGGAGUGACGCUAUAACGCGGCAGCUUCAAAAGGAUAAGCAGCUAUACCGCGCCACACACCGGCUGCUGUUGCUCGGCGCGGGCGAGUCGGGCAAGUCGACGAUCGUGAAGCAAAUGCGCAUACUGCACGUCAACGGCUUCUCGGACAAGGAGCGGCGGGAGAAGAUAGAGGACAUCAAGAAGAAUAUUAGAGAUGCUAUACUUACAAUAACAGGUGCAAUGAGCACCCUCACACCGCCCAUACCACUCGAGAAGCCUGAGAAUAAAGCUAGAGUCGACUACAUACAAGAUGUAGCGUCCCAACCAGACUUCGACUACCCGGCCGAGUUCUACGAGCACACGGAGGAGCUGUGGAAGGAUCACGGCGUGCAGCGCACGUACGAGAGGAGCAACGAGUACCAGCUCAUCGAUUGUGCCAAGUAUUUCCUGGACAAGGUGCACAUCAUAAAGCAGCCGGACUACACGCCCACGGAGCAGGACAUACUGCGCUGUCGUGUGCUCACCUCGGGCAUAUUCGAGACGCAGUUCGUCGUCGAUAAAGUCAAUUUCCAUAUGUUCGACGUCGGCGGGCAACGUGACGAGCGCCGCAAGUGGAUACAGUGUUUCAAUGACGUCACAGCGAUAAUAUUCGUCACCGCCUGCUCGUCAUACAACAUGGUGCUGCGGGAGGACCCCACGCAGAACCGGCUCAGGGAGUCGCUCGAUCUGUUCAAGAGCAUAUGGAAUAAUCGAUGGCUGCGCACGAUAUCCGUGAUCCUGUUCCUGAACAAGCAGGACCUGCUCGCGGAGAAGGUGCUGGCCGGCAAGUCGCGGCUGGAGGAGUACUUCGCGGAGUUCGCGCGCUACCAGACCCCGCCCGACGCCGCGCCCGACCCGCGCGACCACGCCGACGUGGCGCGCGCCAAGUACUUCAUACGGGACGAGUUCCUGCGUAUAAGCACGGCGAGCGGCGAGGGCAAGCACUACUGCUACCCGCACUUCACGUGCGCGGUCGACACUGAGAACAUCAAGCGUGUGUUCAACGACUGCCGCGACAUCAUACAGCGGAUGCACCUGCGCCAGUACGAGCUGCUCUAACGUGAAAACCACGAGGGCACAACGCCGGCGCUGGCUUGACCCCGGCGGGCGACAACGUAUGACACCAAACGAAUACGACAGCAAUAUUUACAUAAUAUACUACAUCUAUAUGUGUAACGCUCCAAUUUAAGUAACGUUAUGUACAUUAAGGCUCAACAUACACUUCGUCGCGGUAAAUUAGUUGCGAAGUCGCUGUGUGUACACAGCCUUAUAUCUCUUGCACAUUAUCCAUCGACUGUAAGAUUUAAAAAAAAAGUUUUUUUUUUCAUUCAGAACCCUUUCUAGCGUACGAACGUAUCGAUAGUUCAUUUGAAAUUAGAACGUAAUUUUUUUUUUCGAUAAUGUGCAAAAGGUUCUUUUCGACCGCCGAGCGGCCAGUGUCACUGUGAUUCUUCUUCUGUCGUUCGCAUGGUGUUUCCGAACGUACAGCACGCUGGCAAUCUGAAUUUGUAUAAAAAAAAUAAUAUGAAUUUGUAUUUAGAACUCGUUCUGAUAUCGGCUCGAUUGUUGCGUGUGGCUGUAUAACUGGAUACCUUUGCCAAGUGAAUACGUUUUGUGACAUGUCAAAAAUUAUUUGGCGGCAAAAUAUUUGAAAAAAAAAAAAAGAAAUCGAUUUCAUUUCGAAAUUUUAUAGGUUAAGUCUAUGAUUACGUGUCAGAAGUAAAUAGGGUAGUUGCAAUAUUCAAUAUACAUAUAAUAUUUAGUUUAGUUGUGCAGAAUCGAGCCUGUAUCUUAGCGUAGGGCAGCUAUUAGAGAAAGUCAUUUUAUAUUGAGGAUCAUACGUUUUUUCGGUUCACAUUGAGGCUACAACAUAGUAUUUUGUAUAGAAGGCACAAUUAGCGUAGCGAUCUUACGCAUUUCUUUUAUUAAUGCAUAUCACAGCGUACAUGAAAUAUACUAUUUAUUGUUAUUUUUAAACUGGCAACAUUUUUUAAUAUGUUAGUAACUGCAUUGUUUUUGCGUAAAUUUUAUUCGAUUUUAUAUUAUUAUAAUAUAUUAAUUAAUGAUAAUAUUUUAAUUUUUAAUAGUAAAAGUAAUUGCGAUGUCGCCAGUUUAAUUUUUUUCUGUCGUUGACUUUUGUAGAAAAAUAUACACAGAGUAUAUUAUUGUUUAUCUAGCACAUGUUUUUUUACAAAUGUUUAGAUUUUUUUUUUUUGAUUAUGUACGUUCGAUAAUAAUUAUUAUUUUACGUUAUUUUUAUUUUCGAGGACUAAUUGCAAUAACAAAUGUUUUCUGUAUGUUUUCGCAUAGUUUUUAAGUUUAAUUUUAUAUAUAAUUAUUUAAUUAUUUGUUUAAGUUUACGUCUUCCAUAAUAUGUAUGAUAUUUUUUUGCGAUUUUUUUUUAAUUAUUUUCAUUUUAUUGGAUGACUAGCGCACAUUUUGGAAAUAAUUGUACUAAGCAAGAGCUUUGCUGCGUAGAUUUAAAUUAGUUUAAAGAGUUAUUUAAUAUAUGGAGCUUUUAAUAAUAAUAAGGUCCAAAGAUUUAUUCGCCGGCCGUAUGUAAUGCGGUGUAAUGAAAAAAAAAUUAUUUAGCAGUAUUUUUAAUUAUUUUUUUUCCCCGAAAUCAGUCUAUAUUAAGGCAAUCUUUAGCCCUAAGUACAAAUGUAACUAACAUUACGGUAUAAUUAUUAAUAUUUACAAUUAUGAUUUAUUUAUAAAAUUGGUUUAUGUACUUACACUUUGUUGAAAUGCCUUUAAAAUUUAUUAUUUUUUUCGUUGUUAUUUCAACAAUUAUUAAAAAUGGUUUAUUAAAUUUCUUUGCAUUCUCUUAAUCAUAACGGUUAUUUGUACAUUGAAAUAAAAUAAAAUCAAUGGUCCUUAAUAUAAGAGAGUCGAUGCUGGCGAAAUAUGUGCCAUAAUGAUGUCUUGAUAGCGGAAACACCAUACUAAUAAUGUUACCAUAUAUAAAAAACAUCGUCUACAGAUUAUAAAAACUCAAUCCUUCCUAGUACCUUGUAAAUUAACAAAUAACUAUUUUGCUUUCUAUUGAAUAACAUUUUGUCGUUAUUUUUAAUAUAUUUCAUAUUAUGAGGAUUGUAUUUUUUUUUCUAUCGUGUUAAGUUUUCUCUUUGUAAGUAGAAAAAUAUAGCGUAUGUUUAAAAUAAAAGUAUAUAUUAUUUCACACAUUUCGUGGUGCGUAGGGUCGUUCGAAAUUAUCAUCACAAAAUUUAUAUUUUUGACUUAAAUUUCGAUAUAAGGAAAAUUCCAUUUGGUUUAAUAUUUUAAAUUUCACAAGUCGGUAAGUACUCGGCCGUUUUAAAGAUCUGCGUUUAACAAACGACCGGCUCUGACACCGAAAACAUAGAGUUCAUCUUGUAAUUUAUUAAAAUGGCAUCUUAAACUUAUUGUAUAUGCAACUUAAAAAAAAAAACUAUUUCGUAGCUAUUUUAAGUAAGUUAGUGUAUCGCGAUAAAUCGAAAACAAAUAUGUGUAAUGUAGACUGCUGGAGUGAGGUUUCUUUGUCCCUUGCAAGUCUACUGUCCACUAGUCGGGUGCAAUUUAUAGAGAUGAGGUUUUUUUUUUUCGAAAAUAUCACACUAGACUUUUUUCUGCAUACAAUUAUGGCGAAUUCGAAUGUAGCAACACAGAACACGGUUUUUUUGAUCUAUUUCAAUAAGUUUUCUCAAAAAAAAAACGAAAAUAAUUUUGACGUAACUAUAAUACGCGAAUCUCAUGAUGCCAUGCCGGUUGCGCGCCAAAAUUUGACGUAUGUUUUUCUUAUUAUCUAUGGUUACAGAUAAUUAAUAUUGUAACUUUUUCUUCUUAUUAGAGUGCAAUAUUUUUUUUUAUAAUCAUAUUUUAAUGGAUUUUUGUCACAAUCUGUACAUUUCUGUCCGAUCCCUGCUACUACGUAAAAUUUAAGUAAACGCAAUAACAAGUGAGUCAUGUAAUAUGUAUAAAGUAGUAUAUAGCAUAUUUUCUAUGUUUUUCGAUAUGUAGAUGAUAUACUGCCAGUGUCGAUGUCAAAGUUAUUGAAAGUAAUAAGGUGUAAAGUUAAGAUGUUUCCGGAACAACGUGCGGUCAGAACGUCUCUAAAACCUCAUGCACACGAAAGGUCAUCGAAGCGAAAGGACAUCUAUGCAAAACGUUGCAAACGGUGUGGACGAGCCUUUAGUGUGCACAUAGACUAACGGAGGCCAUAAAAAAAUCUCUUCAUAACGGGAACUUAGCGUAGACGUAAUAUUAAAUUUAGUUUUGCGUGAUCAACUCCUCGACUAGUAGUAAUGUAACGUCCGUUGCCAAUAACCAAAUAGUAUUGAACAAUUCCUCCCUUUUUUAAUAUAUCUUUCAUAGUAGAUAAGUGAAUGUACUUGCGCACAAUAUGUUUGUGAGGGAAAUGAUUCAACUUUCGUUUGAAUUCUAAAGUGCAGAUAUAGUCUGCAAAAUAUUUUUUGGUAAUAUUUUAUCUGUCGCAGACCAAAGUCGCGUCCCUUACUCGCUAAUGUUUAAAUAAAUCGCAUUUAACUACUGCUCAUUGAAUUCUUUUCAUCGUAGUAUGAUGUGUUUUCACGACUAUAAUACGUUAAUUUAAUUUUCAUUUUAGGGUAUUUCGUAAUAAUUGUAAAGCGACACUUUUAGAGUUUUGAAUCAGCACAUUUCAUUGUUUACUGACGGACUGCGGGUCAUUGUGUAUUUACUCUUAAUACUUAUGUUUAAAUAUAUUCUGAAAAAUCUAUAUUUUUAACUAAUUUAAUUUUUAAAAUAUACCUAAUUAAUAAAAUUCCUAAAAUUAAAAAUAAAAUUUUUAAUAUUUAUGUGUAUAGUAGUGUCUACUGCGAGGUGAUCAUUGAAUAACAAACGCUUAUAAUUUUUAUUGUUUCCAGAGAAUCGCAAAGAUUAUAUUAUUUACUGUCCAUGAAAUUAAUCUAUAACUGAUGUGUACACAAAAAUCAGUAUGUUUCAGGCAUUUUGAAUCCGACUUAAUGUAUGUAAAAAUAAAUGUUGUUUUAAAAU
Molecule: messenger RNA, 5589 nt
Organism: Colias croceus (clouded yellow)
Lineage: Eukaryota; Metazoa; Arthropoda; Insecta; Lepidoptera; Pieridae
Gene: Galphas
Product: guanine nucleotide-binding protein G(s) subunit alpha
Exons: 11
Coding region: 496-1635 (379 amino acids)
Biological process (GO): sensory perception of chemical stimulus; adenylate cyclase-activating dopamine receptor signaling pathway
Cellular component (GO): heterotrimeric G-protein complex
Molecular function (GO): G protein-coupled receptor binding; GTPase activity; G-protein beta/gamma-subunit complex binding
Source: RefSeq, a predicted model, not a curated record